AUGGAAGCUUCACCUAGAGCUAAUCUGUUUGCCUUUAAAUGUGUUCAAAAUAUGCUUGCGACUAAUGAUAAGCUUUCUCAAUACACCGACAUACCUAACAGAUGUGCUUUUUGUUCUCAACAUGGAGAGACAAUGGAGCAUAUCUGCUUCACAUGUCCGUUCGCUCGAAGCGUUUGGUUCGCGUCAGCCAGCAGUCCUUUCCCACCAAACACUUACCCGUCUUCGGUGGUUAAUUGGAUUCUACAAUUACAUAUUAACCCUGCAGGUUGGAAUAACUAUCAGGGGCAAUGGAUGGCUAAAUGUAUAAUUACCAUCUGGUAUAUUUGGCUGGCUCGUUGUGAUAAGGUUUUCAGGGGCAUUGACACUAAUCCUGGAACAGAAAUAAAGUGGACUGCUCAAGCAACUCUAGCAAGACAUCCAAGCACAAACAGACCUUCAUGUAGACAUUUCAUAGACCAGAAUUCGGCAUGCCCACCCUUGGGAACACAAAAAAUCAACUUUUCAGGAAUCUAUGACACGCAUAACCAAAAUGGACAAAUAGCUUUGAUUCUCAGAAGUUCUAAUGGCUGGUGCAGGGAAGUGAAGCAGCUGCGAUGCAGAGUGCAAAGUCAGCAUGAGGCGGAGAUGCAGGCAGCCUUGGAAGCAACAAUAUGGGUAAAUCAGUUGAAUUCCAAUGCUAUCCAAAUUGAAGGAAACUGCGCUGAAAUCAUCAAAGCAAUCAAAGGAGAGGCCUGCCACGUCAACUGGAGAGCAAGAUCCAGACUUGCAAGCAUUCACGAGGAAAUUAGGGAAAACGGAAAUGAGUCAUUUCGUGUCAAUAAUCAGGGUUUAAGAUGA
Papaver somniferum (opium poppy) is the source of this 837-nucleotide messenger RNA. RefSeq lists its product as uncharacterized. The record is from RefSeq and is a predicted model, not a curated record. Gene Ontology annotation, molecular function: nucleic acid binding; RNA-DNA hybrid ribonuclease activity. The transcript has a single exon. Lineage: Eukaryota; Viridiplantae; Streptophyta; Magnoliopsida; Ranunculales; Papaveraceae. Bases 1 to 837 code for a protein of 278 amino acids.